UCUAACUCCCAUCUCACAUACUGCUGGUGGACAGCUCCAGUAACAAGUGAGAGCUUUACAUCCCCCUUCUUUUUCUCCCACACCAACAUCUGCCAAGAAGGAAAAAACCCACACGCUUUCCCUUUUGUAUUCUUUUGAUUUUUUUUUCAUUUUUUAUAAAUACAUGUGUAUAUAUAUAGUACUUUGCCCAGCUGUGGAAAUGGAGCAACCCCCAAUCUUUUGAUGCACCCUGGUUCGCUUUUUUGCAGUAUUUUUCCAUGUACGGUUUUCCAGCAGUGGGAGCACCGUUCCCCACCUUUCCCCCUUUUCCUUGAGUUAGUUUCCUAAUAUCAUCUGGAGGCUUGGCGGCUCUUGAACUGAAUAUAACUUUUUUCCCUCCACAUCCCCCAACUCCCCCUUUGCUGAGCCUUGUCAGUGGGGACUGGAGAAAAAAAAAACAGAAGAGGAGGAGGCAGAAGGGGCUGUGUGUGUGUUUGUUGCUGGUGCUCAGGACCCAAAUCUCUGUAGGUGCGUGUUGAAAUAUGGAGAAUAGUCUUGGAUGUGUUUGGGUACCAAAGCUGGCUUUUCUACUCUUCGGAUUUUCUCUGAUCAGCCUGAAUCUUCAAGUCACUGGUUCACAAGUUAAGGGUUUUACAUCAUUGCGGUUCCUGACUGAGCCUUCAGAUGCUGUCACCAUGCGUGGAAGUAAUGUGCUGCUGAAUUGCACAGUGGAGUCUGAUCAAGGAAUUCCUGUCAUCAAGUGGAAGAAAGAUGCAGUCUUCUUAAACCUGGCAGUGGAUGAAAGGAGACAGCAGAUGGCCAAUGGUUCCCUCUUGAUACAAAGCAUAGUCCAUUCCAGGCACCAUAAGCCAGAUGAGGGUCUCUACCAGUGUGAGGCCUCUUUAGAAGGAAUUGGGGCUAUCAUCAGUCGGACAGCUAAAGUCACUGUAGCAGGACCAUUGAGGUUUCUUUCCCAGACAGAAUCUGUCACAGCUUUUGUGGGAGACACGGUUUUGUUAAAGUGUGAAGUAGUUGGAGAGCCUAUGCCGAUGAUACACUGGCAAAAAAACCUAGAGGACCUGAUCUUGAGCCCCAGUGACACCCGAGUGGCCGUCUUGCCCUCUGGAGCUUUACAGAUUAGCAGAAUCCAAGGAGGAGACAGUGGAAUCUAUAGAUGCCUUGCAAAAAAUCCUGCUAGUACCAGAACUGGAAAUGAAGCAGAAGUCCGAGUUUUGACAGAUCCAGGUUUGCACAGACAGCAAUUUUUCCUGCAGAGACCGUCAAAUGUGGUAGCCCUUGAGGGAAGAGAUGCUGUUCUUGAGUGUUGUGUUUCUGGGUUUCCCAUACCCACUUUCACAUGGAUGCGAGGAGAUGAAAUUAUUCCAGUCAGAUCCAAAAAAUAUUCAUUACUGGCUGGCAGUAACUUACUUAUUUCUAAUGUGACUGAUGACGAUUCUGGGACGUACACUUGCAUUGUCAGCUACAAGAAUGAGAACAGUAGUGCCUCUGCAGAGCUCACAGUUAUGGAUG
Chelonoidis abingdonii (Abingdon island giant tortoise) is the source of this 1509-nucleotide messenger RNA. NCBI's taxonomy places the organism in Eukaryota, Metazoa, Chordata, Testudines, Testudinidae. The record is from RefSeq and is a predicted model, not a curated record.